Molecule: messenger RNA, 309 nt
Organism: Didymodactylos carnosus
Lineage: Eukaryota; Metazoa; Rotifera; Eurotatoria; Philodinida; Philodinidae
Source: the annotation of a GenBank genome assembly
AUGCCUUCUGCGCAUGGAGAAGCUGGAAGUAACGAUCAUUUUCUAAUUGAGAGAAAUCAGCUAUUGUUUAUCCCACGAUCAAUACAUCAACUACGAAUUAUUCUUCAACAGCCAUCACCAAUAUGGAAAGAUUUUAAUAUUGAAAAUGUAAAAAUUGUCGCACAGGCACCAGUUGGAAAUGAUGUAAGAAUGUUGAAAACUGAAUUAGAAAAUGUGUUUUUGAUGGUUCCCAUAUGUAAUAUUAUUGCACGAAAAAUUAUCGUUAAGGAUAUCUCCAAAGCGGAAACCUCGUCGCAAAAAGCCACCUAG